AUGGAGCAGCCAAUCAGUGACGCUAAUGGUGGAGAAGGGAUCAGAAGAAGAUCCUGUGGUUGUGGGAAGGAAGAUUUUCUUCCAGAGGAGUCGUUUCAAAGUUGGGAAAAUUACACAAAAGCACUGAAGGCAACCCCGGUUCGUCUGCUCGACCGGCUCACAGCCCGGUCUGCCGACCACACCGAGCUCGUCGAGAUGAAGGCUCGAAGCCAGCAUCAGAUGAAGAAGACCCUCACAUGGUGGGACCUCAUGUGGUUCGGUGUCGGCGCUGUCAUUGGCGCCGGAAUAUUUGUCCUCACCGGUCUUGAGACUAAGAAACACGCCGGCCCCGCCGUCGUUUUGUCCUAUGUUGUCUCUGGCAUCUCCGCCAUGCUUUCUGUCUUCUGCUACACUGAGUUUGCCGUUGAGAUUCCGGCUGCCGGUGGAUCAUUUGCGUACCUAAGGGUAGAAUUAGGAGACUUCGUGGCAUUCAUCGCUGCCGGCAACAUCAUUCUUGAAUACAUUAUCGGUAGCGCAGCCGUAGCCCGUUCAUGGACGUCAUACUUUGCCACCCUCUGCAACCACCAUCCAAAUGAUUUCCGUGUCCAUGUACCGGCAUUCCCUGACGACUACAACCAACUCGAUCCCAUCGCCAUUGUCGUCAUCCUCAUCAUCGGCACCUUUGCCAUGGUGAGCACCAAAGGUUCCUCCCGCCUCAACUACGUUGCCUCGAUUUUGCAUGUUGUUGUCAUCCUCUUCAUCAUCAUUGCUGGGUUGACCAAAGCCAACUCGAAAAAUUUUACUCCCUUUGCCCCCUACGGCCCUCGUGGCAUCUUCGUAGCUUCUGCCGUCUUGUUCUUCGCAUAUGUUGGAUUCGACGCAGUUUCGACAUUGGCAGAAGAGACUAAGAAUCCAGCUAAAGAUAUCCCGAUUGGACUUGUUGGUUCCAUGGUGCUAACCACAUUUGCGUAUUGCAUUCUUGCUGUUACGCUAUGCCUCAUGCAGCCAUACCAACAGAUCGAUGCAGAUGCACCGUUUUCGAUGGCUUUUGAGGCUGUUGGAUGGGGUUGGGCUAAAUAUAUUGUGGCUGCUGGUGCGAUUAAAGGCAUGACCACUGUGUUGUUGGUCAAUUCGGUUGGCCAGGCUCGGUAUCUCACACACAUUGCUAGAACCCACAUGGUCUCCCCAUGGUUUGCCAAAGUCAAUGAAAAAACUGGAACUCCAGUGAACGCAACAGCAUCAAUGCUAAUUGCAACAGCAAUAAUUGCCUUCUUCACAACAAUGGAGAUCCUCUCAAACCUUCUCUCAAUUGCCACCCUCUUCAUCUUCAUGCUAGUAGCCAUAGGUCUCAUCGUCCGACGCUACUACAACAGCAGCGAAACGACUACGUCAGACCGUAACAAGCUCAUAAUCUGCCUAGUUCUGAUAAUUGGAUCUUCAAUCGCAACCGCUGCAUACUGGGGCACAAGCGACGGUUGGGUCGGCUUUGCGGUGACUAUUCCCACAUGGUUCCUCUCAACUCUAGCCCUAUGGCUUGGCGUCCCACAGGCCAAGAAGCCACAAGUGUGGGGCGUGCCAUUUGUCCCAUGGCUGCCUUCCAUAUCCAUUGCCAUCAAUUUUUUCCUUCUUGGGUCCAUUGAUAAAGCUUCAUUUGAAAGGUUUGGGAUAUGGACUGGGAUUCUCUUGAUUUACUAUUUCUUGUUUGGAUUGCAUGCAUCUUAUGACAUUGCCAUGGAGUCCAAGACCCAAGCAAGAGAAAUUAAUGGAAGUGUGUGA
Molecule: messenger RNA, 1755 nt
Organism: Benincasa hispida (wax gourd)
Lineage: Eukaryota; Viridiplantae; Streptophyta; Magnoliopsida; Cucurbitales; Cucurbitaceae
Product: cationic amino acid transporter 1-like
Biological process (GO): transmembrane transport; amino acid transport
Cellular component (GO): plasma membrane
Molecular function (GO): L-glutamate transmembrane transporter activity; L-lysine transmembrane transporter activity
Source: RefSeq, a predicted model, not a curated record